This is a messenger RNA of Micromonas commoda, 3318 nucleotides long. RefSeq names its product voltage-gated ion channel superfamily. The record is from RefSeq and is a predicted model, not a curated record. Gene Ontology annotation, molecular function: voltage-gated potassium channel activity. The transcript has a single exon. Gene Ontology annotation, biological process: potassium ion transmembrane transport; regulation of membrane potential. Gene Ontology annotation, cellular component: membrane. NCBI's taxonomy places the organism in Eukaryota, Viridiplantae, Chlorophyta, Mamiellophyceae, Mamiellales, Mamiellaceae. Bases 1 to 3318 code for a protein of 1105 amino acids.
AUGAAGGCUCGUAUGGGCAGCAUGGGGGGUCGCGAUGACUCCAAGUCCAACGAUAGGUCGUCGCAGUCCAUCAUGAGGCAGGGUCAGGGCACGGCGUCGCGGUUGUCCGUGAUGCAAGCGUCCGCCGAAGUCAAGGGCGUACAGGGAUUCGACUCGCCGCCCGUGAGCCCAAUGCGCGGCGGGUUCAAGCGACAGGCGGAGUCCAAGCACCCCUUAGGCGACGCCGACGGAUUUCCACUGGCGCCCAUCGACGAUGCCGUGAACAUCAUGCGGGAAACGGCCGGUCUGACGCGCGGAAACUCGGAGCUUCCCAGGGAGCUGGGCGAUCCGUCCGACGCGGACCUCGCGGAUUACUUCCCAAACGAGGAGCACACCAAGGGCGGGAACCCCUUCAUGGGCUCAUCCUCGUUCGAUUAUCGCCACGCGCGGUCCCCGCGAGGAGCAGGCGACGACGAAGCGACGACCCCCGCGCCGACCCGGAUGCGCGCCAAGGGAGACGUCGGUCAGACGAACACGCCGAUGAGGGAAACCCCCGAGCAGUUUGCGGGAGGAUUCGUGCACGGCGGCGCGCACAGACCGACGAGCCAACGGGACCUACGCGUCGACGAGGACUACGCGGAUCAGCGGGGCCCCGACGAGUGGGCGGGAUUGCGCGCGAGCACCCACGCCCACGCGGCGUCGUCCGUUACUAAACCGUUACGCUCGAACUCGAUCGAUCCCCGCGAUGUUUUCCAUCCGGUGCCCGAGUCGACUCGUAAAUCGCCAAAGGGCGAUCGAUACGUCUCCGGCGCGACGACCAACACGGCGAUGGACGCGGCGACCCAGCUCAAGCCCUUCUCGCUGAUGACGGGUGACGCCGUGGACAGGCCGUCGUGGGCGACGCAGGUGAGGGAUAACGAUAACCUGGACGCCAGGGACGCGGCGGCGCUGGGGCUGGAGAGCCGGACGCCCUACCUGUUCAACCCGCGCGGUGAUUUCAUGUUCAGGUGGGACGUGUUCGUGGGGGUGUGUCUGCUGUACACCGCGGUGUGGACGCCGUACGAGAUCGCGUUUCACCAGGACUGGGACUCGGACGACUCGGUCGGCGUGAACUGGUCCGACGUGCUGAGCGAUCCGCUGUUUUGGGUCAACAGGGUUGUGGACGCGGCGUUUAUUGCGGACAUCGCAGUGACGUUUUUCCUGCCGUACUACACCCCGGACAACAAGCUCGUGGCGGACCAUCGGAAGAUCGUUUGGACGUACCUGUACGGCUGGUUCCCCAUCGAUUUCUUCGCCGUCGUGCCCUACGAUCUCAUAGCCUACGCCGUCGAGACGGAGGAGGCGGCGAGGUUGAAAUUUCUGAGGCUGGUGCGGCUUCUCCGACUGGCGAAACUGCUUCGGAUCGUGCGCGUGGGCCGGGUGUUCCGGCGGUUCGAGGCGAACCGGGAGAUCAACUACGCCGCGCUCUCGCUGCACAAGUUCUCCCUCGGUAUCCUCUUCCUGGCGCACUGGAUGGCGUGUUUGUUUUACCUCGUCGCCAUGUCCGAGGACCGAAGGGUCAACUGGACGACGGAGUACUUCAACGUGUACGAGAAGAACGUGGAGCCCGACGGCACGAUACGUCCCGUGGACAAGGGCUCGCUGUACAUAGCGUCGGUGUACUGGGCGGUGGCGACGCUCAGCACCCUGGGUUACGGCGACGUCGUCCCCGAGACCAACGCCGAGCGAAUCUAUUCGGUGGCGGCGACGUUCAUGGGGGGAGCCGUGUACGCGUACCUGCUGGGCAGCGUCUGCUCCGUCAUCACCAACGUGGACGAGUCCAGCAACAUGUUCUACCGGCAGAUGGACGAGCUGAACAGGUUCAUGCGGGAAAAAGGGUUGACCCAGGACCUGCGGAUAAAGCUGAGGGAUUACUUUCGGUUCCGUCGCAACUCGCGCGCGAUGGUGGAGUGGUCCAACGUGAUGCACCUGAUGUCGGACUCGCUCAGGCUGGACGUCGCGGAGGAGGUGUUCGGGCGGUGGGUGCACGCCAUGCCCAUCUUCAGGGACUGCCCGAAGCGGUUACCCGGGCUGCUCUCGGCGCACCUGUCGAGCCUGGUGCUGUCGCCGCACGAGGACCUCAUGGCCAACCCGAUGAAGCGAGACUGCCUGUUCAUAGUGGAGAAGGGCCUCGUGGCGCACCGGGGAGUGAUACAGGAGACGGGCGCCUUGCUCGGGGUGGAGAGGAUAUACAAGACCACCGCGGUGGGCCUCGCCAACGCGUGCGCACCCGCGAUAACGCUUUCGCACUGCGUCGUCCUGUGCCUCGAGCGCGACUCGCUCCUUCAGGUUGUCAACGAGUUCCCGAGGGUGGCUCGAAACAUGAGGCGGAUGGUGGUCAGGAUCAUAUUCAGGGAGGCGAUCAUCCACUACGCCAGGGCGGUGCGAAGCAGCGUGAGCACUGAGGGCGGGGUCACGGCGAUGAACCGCCUCCUCGGGGUUCACGGCGCCGGGCUCGCGUCGCUGGCGGAGUCUCACAGGCUCAAGCUCCUUCGCAGGGAGAACCCCGAAUACUUCAAGAGGCUGUGGCGGGGCGCUCUGGUGGCGCAGAAGCUGUUCCGCGGCCGCAGGACCAGGCAGCUCGUUCGAACCAUCACGCUCAAGCAGCAGACGUCCACUCCGGGCGCGCGGGACCUCGUGGAUCUCCUCGUCAACAUCAACAUGCAUCGCCACAUAAGUUCGCUCACGGCGCUGAAGAUUGAGCGCCGGCACCUGACGGUGAUGUCGGCGCUGGAACUGUGCCAGGUGACCCGAAUGCCCUUCAGGGACGCCGCGGACGUCAUCCUCGCGGCGAGAACCGGGCGGACGUUUCUGACCCCGAGGAACUCGAUGACGGCCGGGGGCGAGUUUCACGAGAGCGACAUCGGGUUCUACCCCGGGCGGGUAGCCGAGUCCGUGGAGUCGCGGCUGGCGACGCUGGAGCGAAAGCUGGACUCCAUCAAGGGCGGGGUGGCGGUCGACUCGGACGACGCUCCCACGCCGCCGCCUCCGCCGGUCGAGAAGCGUAAGAUGUUCGCGUUCACGCCGCCGCCGCCGUCCCCGUUGCCGCACAGGCCGUGGGCGUCCGAGGUGCCGCCCACCCCGGGCGCGGGCGGCUCCGGCCCGGCGGCUGACCCGGCGGAGGAGAGGCGGCUGGAGGACAUCUCGCUCAUGCCGUCGUCCGCGUCGGUGUUCGCGGCGAGGGCGCUGCGAGGGGAGAAGCAGGACGUGGGGAUGCUGGUGAUCGAGGCGGCGGCCAAGUUCAAGGAGGGAGGAGCGCGGUACAGGGCUCGAAGCGCGCAGAACACGCCGCAUAAGUGA